AUGUUAAAGGCUGGCACUGAUCAACCAACAAUACUACAUAAACAUAAUAGUGAUAAACAACCAAUCUCAAUACCAGAUAAUGCAACACAUGUUUGCUUUGGCGAAUCGUUCUUGGAGUAUGGCGACUCAUUCAACUCGACGAUACCACCCAACUGCAUCCCUCCCUCGGUCACUCACCUUCAGUUUGGUUAUCAAUUCAAUCAGACGUUGAUGCCGGGCACGAUACCCGACUCGGUGACACUGAUCAAGUUUGGACACGGCUUCAAUCAACCGUUGAUGCCCGGCUCGAUCCCAUCGUCGGUGACCUAUCUAAAGCUGGGCUUCUGUUACGACCAACCGCUGUCCACGGCGGUGCUGCCAGCGUCGAUCAUCAAGCUCAAGUUUCGCUCGAAAUACUCUUGUACAUUAGCGCCUGGGUCGCUGCCAAACUCGAUCGAAACAAUCAUUGGACUGCCGCAAUUCAAAAUCGCCAUUCCCAACUCUGUCACACAGCUCAACAUUGGUCGACGCUUCAACUCGACCAUCCCUGUCGGUGCCAUACCAAACUCGGUCACCGGUCUCGUCAUUGGCGAGUCGUUCAAUCAACCAAUCAGUCGGGGCGCCAUCCCCAACUCGGUCAAAUACCUAACGUUUGGCGUACUGUUCAAUCAACGCAUCGACCCGGGUGUCAUCCCUGCUUCUGUCAUCGACAUACAGUUUGGUCCUCGGUUUAAUCAGCCGCUGGUGGCGGGCGUCAUUCCUCCUCACACCAAGUAUCUCAGGUUCGGCACUGAUUGGAAUCAAGUGAUCACACCUGACAUCAUCCCGCCGUCAGUCACACACAUCAAGCUUGGCCAGCAGUUCAAUCAACACGUGGAUCUAAAGAGUUGGGCGCCAUCUGUGACGCACCUCAUCCUGGGCUACCUCUUCCACUGCGACGACUAUCCACAGUUCUUCAGCAAGAACACACUGGAAUCGGUACUGUCGUCCGUUUCAAACAUUCAUCUACAGAUGGAGGAUGAGCUCUAUGCUCUGGUGAACAUCCGAGCGAUCGACAAGGACGUUGUGUUUGUGCUCAAUGAGAAUCUGGAGGGAGGCUUCCUCUCGCUGCCUCGACUGCUCAGUCUGGCCAAGCAGGAAGGUUCAAUCUAUUGUCACGUGGCAAACAAAAGGAUACAGACCUACGAUGAUGAAGACGACGAAGACGAUGCAGAGGGUGCCGACAACAACAAUGAUCACUAUGAUCUGGAAGAAUAUGACAACGACAACAUCGAACUAUAG
This is a messenger RNA of Acytostelium subglobosum LB1, 1260 nucleotides long. RefSeq lists its product as hypothetical. The coding region runs from base 1 to 1260 and encodes 419 amino acids. The transcript is spliced from 2 exons. NCBI's taxonomy places the organism in Eukaryota, Evosea, Eumycetozoa, Acytosteliales, Acytosteliaceae. The record is from RefSeq and is a predicted model, not a curated record.